This is a messenger RNA of Capsicum annuum, 1687 nucleotides long. Its product is annotated as serine/threonine-protein kinase Nek7-like. The annotation marks the transcript as partial. Gene Ontology annotation, molecular function: protein kinase activity; ATP binding. The transcript is spliced from 6 exons. The record is from RefSeq and is a predicted model, not a curated record. Gene Ontology annotation, biological process: protein phosphorylation. NCBI's taxonomy places the organism in Eukaryota, Viridiplantae, Streptophyta, Magnoliopsida, Solanales, Solanaceae.
GUGAUUUUGAUAGCUAAACUAAGCCAUCCAUAUCUUUUAGAGUACAAAGAUGCUUGGGUGGACAAGGUAUCUGGCACACCAAACGACAUGUGCCCUGAGCUCCUUGACGGCAUACCCUAUGGCUAUAAAUCUGAUAUAUGGUCGCUUGGAUACUGUAUGUUUGACAUUGCUGCACAUCGACCCCCGUUUAAAGCUUCUGACAAAACUGGACUUAUCAACAAAAUAAACCGGGGUUUGUUCUCACCACUUCCGAUUAUAUACUCCUCCACCUUGAAACAGAUAAUAAAAAGCAUGCUAAGGAAAACUCCAGGACACCGACCUACAGCUGCUGAGCUGUUGAGACAUCAACAUUUGCAACCAUACCUCCUCUUGUGUCACAACCCUUCAUCUGCGUUUCUUCCUGUGAAGUCCCCGAGCAGAACGAAAGAGAAAACACGACCAUCACCUGGAAAAUCUAUCAGUCCGAGAGGUAGCAGAGACAGGCAGUUGAAGCUAAAAGAGAAGAGAACUGUCCUUUACUUUGACGAAAGUGAUAACAUUCAGCCAAGAAACUUAUCUGACAAUUAUAACACGUUCCGAGACAAACUUGACACUAAGAGAGUUGAUCCAACAAGCUACUGGGUUAGGAUCUCUCAAGAUAGUGAGGAUUCUAAAAUUGGGGAGAUGAGUGAGGCAGCUGUUUGCAAUGGAUAUGAUCAACAGGAGACUAUCUCACAAACAGAAACUACGAUCACUCCAAGCUCGUCAUGUUCAAGGGCAAAAACAUGGUCCGAGGAACAAGAGCAUGUUUCUCCGGGGCAUGUUAGUCGAUUUGACGAGGGUGAUAUGAAGAAUAACAAGACAAAAGAACUUUAGGUGUUGAGCAGUCCACUGGACCAUGAGGAAGCAGAUAUAGUGGAAUGUAUCUCCGCAAAAUCUAGCAGAAUGACAUUGUCUGAUGGAAGAUUCAACGAUAAAACACGAUCCUUCGAUGAAGAAAGCACUUCAUCUAAUUCACAGUCGGCAAAACCAGAUCCAGAGGCAGCACCAAGAUGCUGUGUUGCUGAAACUGAAAAUGGUAGCGAGUGUAGAGAAGUUGCUAUUGACUGCUUGUCAACUGAAAGCAAUGGUUCACUUCUACACAAAGACGAGCUAGAAAAGAAAGCAACCGCGGUUUAUGACACCAAACAGGCUAAGAAAGACGCUCUUCGAGCACUGGAUGAUAAGGUUUUGCAGCUCAAGUCACUAGCCGCAUUAGAUCGUAAGGAGGACAAAGACGACUGGGGUAAUCCCACUGAACAAAGAGCUGAAGCUUUAGAGUCUCUUUUGGAGGUUUGUGCGCGACUACUUAAGUAGGCAAAAAUCGAUGAGCUUGCUGGUGUGCUGAAACCAUUUGGGGAUGAUGGAAUGUCGUCUAGAGAAACAGCAAUCUUGUUAACAAAAAGUCUCAUGACUGCAAAAAAGUUGUGCAAGGGGUCGUGAUGUUGCACAAAACCUGUCAUUUGACAUAUAGAACGAGCCUCUGUCUUACGUAAAUCAUCACGUAUUAUUGGACUAAACUAUUCCUCGAGGCUUAACGUGGUUGAGCAUCCCUUAGUUUUGAUUCAAUUGUUGUAGGACAGUUGAUGGAGCUGUGAAGAUUAUAUAUAAUGUACUUUUAAAGUUGAUUUCUACUCUAUGAUGAUACUUACCACAUUUUCUACUGUUA